GCUGAUUUCGGAUAUCAUCACUCCGAUACUUUUCUCGAGUUAACUAUUUAAAAAAAAAAAAUGCGUUGCCACUGGAUCAGUGUUUUGUUCUUUGCUGUCAUCACCAUUCCUAAUUUCGUUUCAUCCACUUGGUGGUUCCUGAGCAAAUUUCAACUGGGCACAGCAACUAAUCCGAGAAUGUAUUGCGACCACAUCCCCGGCAUGGAACGCAAACAACGACGGCUUUGCCAGAAGCAUCCGGAUCACAUGAUCCAGGUUGGCGAAGGUGCUGCUACCGGAAUCAAAGAAUGCCAGUAUCAAUUCCGUCAACACCGAUGGAAUUGUUCCACCAUCGAUAGGGAUGCCUCCGUCUUUGGGAAAUCCCUCGUGAAAUCUGGAAGUCGGGAAGCGGCUUUUGUGUACGCCAUCAGCUCGGCUGGAGUCGUCCAUUCCAUCUCUCGGGCUUGCAACCGUGGGGAUCUUCUCAACUGCGCUUGCGACAAGACAAGACUGGGCAAGCACCACGACCAGCAAGGUGAAUUCGCCUGGGGGGGAUGUUCCACUAACGUUCGCUAUGGAAGCAAUUUCGCUAGGCAAUUUAUCGAUGCCCGCGAGCGAAAGAUGCGAGAUUCUCGGGCUUUGAUGAACCUACACAACAACCGAGUCGGUCGCAAGGCUCUUCACAAAUUGAUGAGGCAUCAAUGCAAAUGUCACGGAGUAUCGGGAGCUUGCAACGUUCGCACUUGCUGGACCACUCUGCCGGAAUUCCGCGAAGUUGGUUCUUACUUGAAGGAGAAAUACGAUGUUUCCUUAGAAGUGAGCUCUGAUCCUUCUGGAACUACACUCAUCACAGCUGAUCAUCUCAACGACAACCGGAAGAGUCUCAAGACCAAUCCACCUCAAGUUCACGAUCUCGUUUACCUGGAACACUCGUCGGACUAUUGCUCCUUUGACCCUUUAAUUGGUUCGAUUGGUACAGCCGGAAGACCAUGCAAUAAAACAUCGAAAGGUAUCGAUGGAUGCGAUUUGUUGUGCUGCGGUCGUGGCUACGACACCAGACGAGUUCUCGUGACAACACCUUGCAAUUGCACCUUCAAAUGGUGUUGUUCCGUCGAAUGCAAAACGUGCACGCAGUGGAAGGACGAGCAUUUCUGCAAACCAUUGCAAUCGUUCGAACUCAACAAAUUCAAUUCGACUAAACAACAGAACCAACCGCCACAGGAAUGACACUUGACUCGUAUCUAAUUCUAAAUGUUAUUAUGUUGUCGAAAUAUUUCUUUGGCUUGUCUUUUUAUCCGUCUCGGUGAGCGCAUUGUAUAUAGUAUCAAAUUUAAAGUAUCUGAACAGAAAUUAACGUCUUAACAAUUGCUGAACAA
Messenger RNA from Daphnia magna, 1355 nucleotides. Its product is annotated as protein Wnt-2b-A. Gene Ontology annotation, biological process: cell fate commitment; canonical Wnt signaling pathway; multicellular organism development. Gene Ontology annotation, molecular function: frizzled binding; cytokine activity. The transcript is spliced from 5 exons. Gene Ontology annotation, cellular component: extracellular region. The record is from RefSeq and is a predicted model, not a curated record. Lineage: Eukaryota; Metazoa; Arthropoda; Branchiopoda; Diplostraca; Daphniidae. The coding region runs from base 61 to 1206 and encodes 381 amino acids.